AUGGGUUCAAUAGGUGAACGACAGUAUCCGCUUAAGAAGCCAGCAGGACAUAAACCUCCGGUACCAAGGUGGACAUUGAAGCUUCCUGAGGAUGUCUCGCACAUCUACACUCUCUAUGUCGGCGUUCAGAGUCGCGAUGGGAAAGACGCUUCCGAAGUCGAGAAGACCAUCGAGCAAGGACUGAACGAUGGUACCGACAAGCCAGCAGCGAUCGACACAUUCCGGGUCACUGACGGCUUUGACUUACGAGACUCAAGAGUCUGGGUAGCAUACUAUACAUCUGCCGACAACUUCCGGUCCAAGGUCCAAAGUCUUGGCUUACAUGACCUGUGGCGAAGUCUCAAUGCCACCAAGAAGUUGAUCGGUCUAUGGAGCGAACACUUCACAACACCAGUAGACCGCCUGGAAACCAACUACGCCCGCCUUGACCAUAAACCCGGCCUCGCCCAACUCCCCAACACCGAACAGCCCAGCCACGAACUAACAGCCUACUGGGGUGCCGGCCGCGAUCGCAUCCCAGCCUCCUCACACGACCUCUUCAAGAUACCCUCGCAGACACCGGCGCCACAAGCGCCACCCAAAGGCCUAGGCGAGCAUAUCAUAGGCUCGAACUAUGACAACAUGUGCCACAUCCGCAGCGGCCAAUGGUGGGAGGAAUGCCUCGACGAAGAACGUCUAGCCUAUGAAGACGACCUGCAAAAGACCCUCAUGAAAGGGAUGAACUACCUCUGGUCGAACCCAGAAGAGACCGGUACCAUCGGGCUCCGCUUCCUCCAAAAUCUCGAUGCAAACGGCAAGCCGAUGAAAGAGACAUGCGGCGCAGGUUUCCACCGUAACUGGGCGGAUUUGGAACGCUGGUCUAGCCGCCACCCUUCGCACUUGGCGAUUUUCAAUGGUGCUAUGAAGCAUGCGAAGAGGUUUGGCGAGGACAGGAAAUUCAUGACGUGGCACGAGGUUUCGAUUUUGAAGCAGGGGGAGGCCAGCUUCGAGUAUAUCAACUGUACGCCCGAGACCGGCGUGAUUAGGUGGGUUGAUCUGGAGAGGAGGGAAUUGGAUAUGUAG
Messenger RNA from Recurvomyces mirabilis, 1062 nucleotides. RefSeq lists its product as uncharacterized. Lineage: Eukaryota; Fungi; Ascomycota; Dothideomycetes; Mycosphaerellales; Teratosphaeriaceae. The record is from RefSeq and is a predicted model, not a curated record. The transcript has a single exon. The coding region runs from base 1 to 1062 and encodes 353 amino acids.